This is a messenger RNA of Dicrocoelium dendriticum, 1152 nucleotides long. The record is from the annotation of a GenBank genome assembly. NCBI's taxonomy places the organism in Eukaryota, Metazoa, Platyhelminthes, Trematoda, Plagiorchiida, Dicrocoeliidae.
AUGCGAGCGAGGGUGCAGCUGAGUGGAGAGACCUCGGAUGACUUUGCAGUUGUCUCUGGUGUGAAGCAAGACUGUGUCCUAGCUCCUGCUCUGUUUAAUAUAUAUCUUCAUGCAAUGUUGUCUUGUGCUUUUGAUGCGGCUUGUGCUUGCGGUGUUCGUGUGGAGCACCGUAUUGAUGGUGGGUUGCUGAACAUCCGUCGUUUCGGUGCGAGAACUCUAGUCCGUGAGACAACUAUCCGUAUGUUGCUGUUUGCUGACGACUGUGCGUUGUUUUUACACAGCGCGGAUGAGUUGCAGCACAUGACUAUUGCUCUGGCUUCGACAGCGGCCAAAUUCGGGCUCACCAUCAACGCAAGCAAAACUGUCUGUCUCUUUCUGCCUUCACCGGAGGUGCACUCUUCAAUAUUGCCGCAAAUUAGCAUUGGUGCUGAAGUAUUGGAAACCACCUCCCGCUUUUGCUACCUUGGGAGUGUGAUAUCGACUGAUCAGCAGCUACACGUUGAGUUGCGUAAUCGCGUGUCGAAGGCGACAGCGGCAUUCGGGAAGCUUGAGUACCGAGUGUGGAACAACCAUCAGCUUAGCAUUGGCACGAAGCUGAUGGUGUACAAAUCCAUGGUACUGUCCGUUCUUCUAUACGGCAGUGAAACGUGGACGAUGUACCGGCGGGAUGUGCGAUAUCUCGUGCGGUUCCAUCAGCAGUGUCUGCGACGAAUUUUGCGGAUCGGCUGGGGCGCCAGAGUUGCAGACACGGAAGUGUUGCGCCGAAGUGGGAUGUAUGCAGUGGACGGCAUACUUUUAUUGAGACACCUGAGAUGGCUCGGUCAUGUGAGCCGUAUGGAUUCGACGUGGAUACCGAAACAACUUUUAUACGGUCAGUUGAGUAUUGGGAAGCGGCACGUGGGGAAAUCAAAGUUACGUUACCAGGACAUGAUUAAAGUGAGCCUCACACGUUCUAAUCUUGAUUACAGAUCAUGGGAAUCGAAGGCGGUUGAUCGUGGUGCGUGGCGCGAUCUAAUCACGAAGGCAGUUGCUGAAGUGCGGGAGAAAGCCCUCUUGCAUGCAGAGAAGAAGCGGCAAGCACCGAUGAAUUGUACUCCAUCGACAUCGAGCGCAUGGUGCUGUAGAACAUGCGGUCGCGAGUGCCUUAGUUAG